AAGAACCCUAGAGAGAGAGAGAGAGAGAGAGAGAGAGAGAGAGUUGAUCAGUGAGCAGUUAUUUCCUGCUUAAGAAACAUUCACAGUUUUUAAAAAAAAAGUAUCGUGAAGUCCGACGACGAGAUGGAUGGUCAGCCCAGACUGGUGAACGUAACCUGGACUCCCCAGAUCAUCUUGCUUCGAACAGAUCUUCCCCUGUAUUACAUCUGUCAGGGAGCGGGAGUGUUUAUGAACCAGCAGCCAGUUUACCAGGAGAGGAGCUCCAGUUUAGCACAGCAGGAACCAGAACCUCUGCAGAUUAAAGAGGAAGAAGUGGAAAUGGAGAAUCCUCAAAUACAAGAGAAGCAUAAGGAACUUAAAAAUGAACAGAUUAAAGAGGAAGAACAAGAACUUACCUUAACUGAUGGGACCAGUCGAGAUGAAGAGAAGCUUAACUUGAAGACAGCGACUGAGGCCUUAAUAGAGACUCCUGCAUUUGAGGAAAAAGAUCACAGUGAUCCAGAACCAAAAAGCAACAUUGUAGUCUCCCAGAUCAUGACUGAAACUGAGAACCAAGAUCGGGAAGAAAGCAAUCCUGAAGACGAAGAAUCAAGCGGAAAUGAAGAGAAAAUCAAACAGCUUAAUGAAAAUUCUACAACUUUAGUGUUAAAAAAUAGCGAGGAAAUUCACACAGACAAUGUGUAUUCUUGUGUAAUUUGUGAUGAAUCUUUCUCUGAAAAAAAAUUAUUGACUAAACACACAAGAAUUCACAGAGUAGAGAAACCUUUCUCGUGUAAGACUUGUCAAAAAGUCUUCAGUAAAAUAAGUAAAUUAGCUUGUCACAUGCGCUCUCACACAGAUGAAAGGCCUUUCUCGUGCGAUACCUGUGGAAAAACGUUUGCUUAUAAAAGUACUUUAAAUAAACACGUGAAAACCCACGCACCUCGAACGCCACACAUGUGCAACAUAUGUGGGAAGACUUUCAUCCAGAAAAAUGCUUUAACCUGUCAUGUCAGAUUCCACACAGGUGAGAAACCUUACUUGUGUAAUGCUUGUGGAAACACUUUUUCUCAAAAAGCUACUUUACAUCGUCACAUGAAAAGUCAUGUUGCUGAGAAACAUUUCCCGGGAGGGGGAGUAUUUAUGAACCAACAGGCAGUUUACCAGGAGAGGAGCUCCAGUUUAGCCCAGCAGGAACCAGAAUCUCUGCAGAUUACAGAGGAAGAACAAGAACUUACCUUAACUGAUGGGACCAGUCGAGAUGAAGAGAAGCUUAACUUGAAGACAGCGACUGAGGCCUUAAUAGAGACUCCUGCAUUUGAGGAAAAAGAUCACAGUGAUCCAGAACCAAAAAGCAACAUUGUAGUCUCCCAGAUCAUGACUGAAACUGAGAACCAAGAUCGGGAAGAAAGCAAUCCUGAAGACGAAGAAUCAAGCGGAAAUGAAGAGAAAAUCAAACAGCUUAAUGAAAAUUCUACAACUUUAGUGCUAAAAAAUAGCGAGGAAAUUCACACAGACAACAAUGUGUAUUCUUGUGUAAUUUGUGAUGAGUCUUACUCUGAAAAAAAAUUAUUGACUAAGCACACAAGAAUUCACAGAGUAGAGAAGCCUUUCUCAUGUAAGACUUGUCAAAAAGUCUUCAGUAAAAUAAGUAAAUUAGCUUGUCACAUGAGCUCUCACACAGAUGAAAGGCCUUUCUCGUGCGAUACCUGUGGAAAAACGUUUGCUUAUAAAAGUACUUUAAAUAAACACGUGAAAACCCACGCACCUCGGACGCCACACACGUGUAACAUAUGUGGGAAGACUUUCAUCCAGAAAAAUGCUUUAACCUGUCAUGUCAGAUUCCACACAGGUGAGAAACCUUACUUGUGUAAUGCUUGUGGAAACACUUUUUCUCAAAAAGCUACUUUACAUCGUCACAUGAAAAGUCAUGUUGCUGAGAAACAUUUCCCGGGAGGGGGAGUAUUUAUGAACCAACAGGCAGUUUACCAGGAGAGGAGCUCCAGUUUAGCCCAGCAGGAACCAGAAUCUCUGCAGAUUACAGAGGAAGAACAAGAACUUACCUUAACUGAUGGGACCAGUCGAGAUGAAGAGAAGCUUAACUUGAAGACAGCGACUGAGGCCUUAAUAGAGACUCCUGCAUUUGAGGAAAAAGAUCACAGUGAUCCAGAACCAAAAAGCAACAUUGUAGUCUCCCAGAUCAUGACUGAAACUGAGAACCAAGAUCGGGAAGAAAGCAAUCCUGAAGACGAAGAAUCAAGCGGAAAUGAAGAGAAAAUCAAACAGCUUAAUGAAAAUUCUACAACUUUAGUGUUAAAAAAUAGCGAGGAAAUUCACACAGACAAUGUGUAUUCUUGUGUAAUUUGUGAUGAAUCUUUCUCUGAAAAAAAAUUAUUGACUAAACACACAAGAAUUCACAGAGUAGAGAAACCUUUCUCGUGUAAGACUUGUCAAAAAGUCUUCAGUAAAAUAAGUAAAUUAGCUUGUCACAUGCGCUCUCACACAGAUGAAAGGCCUUUCUCGUGCGAUACCUGUGGAAAAACGUUUGCUUAUAAAAGUACUUUAAAUAAACACGUGAAAACCCACGCACCUCGGACGCCACACACGUGUAACAUAUGUGGGAAGACUUUCAUCCAGAAAAAUGCUUUAACCUGUCAUGUCAGAUUCCACACAGGUGAGAAACCUUACUUGUGUAAUGCUUGUGGAAACACUUUUUCUCAAAGAGCUACAUUAAAUCGUCACAUGAAAAGUCAUAUUGCUGAGAAACGUUUCCCGUGUUCAAUCUGUGGAAGAGGUUUCAAUCUGCAAUAUUCUUUAAAUAUUCACAUGAGAACUCACACAGGUGAGAAGCCUUUCCCAUGUGUGUCCUGUGGAAAACAUUUCACUCAGAAAAGUAGUCUAAAUUUUCACAUAAGAAGUCGCACAUGUCAGACUUCUGGUCAAAGCCACGUGCCAACUAACACGUCUAAGAGACGUUUCCCUUGUGUGUCCUGUGAAAAAACGUUCAACAAAAGAUCGGAGGUCACACGUCACAUGAGGUCUCACACGGGUGAAAGGCCUUUCUCUUGUACGACGUGUGGAAAAGGUUUCAGUGUAAAAAUGGCUCUAAAACUUCACAUAAGAGUUCACACAGGUGAGAAGCCUUUCACCUGUACGAUCUGUGGAAAAAGUUUCAGACAAAAACAUAAAUUAACUUGUCACAUUAGAGAUCAUAAUGGCGAGAAGCCUUUUGCAUGCCUGGUCUGUGGAAAUGCUUUUGCAAGAAGGUAUUCGUUGAACUAUCACCUGCAAACCCACCACGAUAAAGUGUAACCAUGUAAUAUUUUCAAGCAUUGGGGUGUUGAUUAACUCACAACUUAGAAGCUGGAAUAACUGAAUAAUAAUCACAGUUAAGUUCAUAACCUCUUUUUUUAUUUUUUAAGUAGCGACUUUAGUAUAUAUUUUACUUCCAAUGAGAAGAAUGUAAUAUUUUCUAGAAACUUCCUAUUCUAAAGGAUUAAAAACUGAAAUAUAAGUAGGCAGUACAUCUUAGCUGAAGAAUAAAGGUGUAUGAAAUUGUGGACAAGAAUUUUGUUAUCUGCUUUGUGUUUUCAACCUUCCAGUCGGUUGUGUCAGAUACCCACGUUGUGGUUCUGCUGGAGGUUUCUUUAUGUCUCCACUGUUGCCACAUGCAUGCUAGGUGUGAGAGAUUACCGGAAAGUCGACUGAAUACUGCAAUGUAAUCUGCUGGGAUUCCUUUGAAAUAGAAAACUUUCUAAUCUUAUUUGAAUAAUUAAGUGAACUUGAUACGUUGUUUGAUAACGAGGAUUCAUUUGAACGUGUGUGAUUGAAUUGAAAUGACUUUUCUCUAAAGUGUCUUGAUUUGUUGUAAAUUGAUGCAAAUGUAAAUAAACUGAUUUGGAUUAAA
This is a messenger RNA of Poecilia latipinna (sailfin molly), 3886 nucleotides long. Its product is annotated as zinc finger protein 585B-like. Lineage: Eukaryota; Metazoa; Chordata; Actinopteri; Cyprinodontiformes; Poeciliidae. The transcript is spliced from 2 exons. The record is from RefSeq and is a predicted model, not a curated record. Bases 124 to 3291 code for a protein of 1055 amino acids. Gene Ontology annotation, molecular function: DNA-binding transcription factor activity, RNA polymerase II-specific; RNA polymerase II transcription regulatory region sequence-specific DNA binding. Gene Ontology annotation, cellular component: nucleus. Gene Ontology annotation, biological process: regulation of transcription by RNA polymerase II.